This is a messenger RNA of Suncus etruscus (white-toothed pygmy shrew), 997 nucleotides long. Its product is annotated as olfactory receptor 150-like. Gene Ontology annotation, biological process: G protein-coupled receptor signaling pathway; sensory perception of smell. Gene Ontology annotation, molecular function: olfactory receptor activity; G protein-coupled receptor activity; odorant binding. NCBI's taxonomy places the organism in Eukaryota, Metazoa, Chordata, Mammalia, Eulipotyphla, Soricidae. The transcript has a single exon. Bases 62 to 997 code for a protein of 311 amino acids. The record is from RefSeq and is a predicted model, not a curated record. Gene Ontology annotation, cellular component: membrane.
GGGACAAUACUUAUUUCACAUAUUUUCUUCCUCUCUUCAUACAUAAAACUCACAGCAGAAAAUGUCAACAGGAAAUGAUUCCUUGGUGACCAAGUUCAUAUUCACUGGACUGACAGCAUGUCCCAAGCUUCAACUACCGCUCCUCUUCCUCUUCCUCACAAUCUAUGUAGUCACCGUGGUAGGAAACCUGGGCAUGAUUAUACUCAUUGGGCUCAGUUCUCACCUUCACACUCCCAUGUACUUCUUCCUCUGCAGCCUGUCCCUCAUCGAUUUCUGCCAAUCCACAACCAUUACCCCCAAAAUGCUGGUGAACUUUGUGACUGAGAAGAACAUCAUCUCCUACUCUGAAUGCAUGACACAACUCUAUUUCUUUCUUGUUUUUGUCAUAUCAGAGUGUCAUAUGCUGGCAGCUAUGGCUUAUGACCGUUAUGUUGCCAUCUGUAGCCCCCUGCUUUACAAUGUCACCAUGACCUAUCAGGUCUGCUAUUGGCUGGUAGUUGGAGUGUACAGUAUGGGCAUAAUUGGAGCCACUGCUCACACAGGCUGUAUGCUAAGGGUUCAUUUUUGCCAAGUCAAUAGGAUCAACCAUUACUUUUGUGAUCUUAACCCACUCCUGGAACUUUCCUGCUCCAGCACUUACAUCAAUGAGGUGUUAGUUCUGUGCUUCAGUGCAUUCAAUAUUUUUGUUCCAACUCUGACCAUCGUGGCCUCCUAUGUCUUCAUCAUUGCCAGCAUUCUCCGCAUUCGCUCCACAGAGGGUAGGGCCAAAGCCUUCAGCACCUGCAGCUCCCAUGUCUCAGCGGUGUCUGUCUUCUUUGGCUCUGCGGCCUUCAUGUACUUGCAGCCAUCAUCUAUGAGCUCCAUGGACCAUGGAAAAGUGUCCUCUGUGUUUUACACCAUAGUCGUUCCCAUGCUAAACCCCCUUAUCUACAGCGUUAGGAAUAAAGAUGUCCAAAUUGCCUUAAAUAAGAUGCUGAAAAAGAGGCCUACCUUGUGA